Molecule: messenger RNA, 2212 nt
Organism: Cloeon dipterum
Lineage: Eukaryota; Metazoa; Arthropoda; Insecta; Ephemeroptera; Baetidae
Product: glucose dehydrogenase [FAD, quinone]-like
Exons: 3
Coding region: 131-2020 (629 amino acids)
Molecular function (GO): flavin adenine dinucleotide binding; oxidoreductase activity, acting on CH-OH group of donors
Source: RefSeq, a predicted model, not a curated record
ACCACGUGUGGAGUGCAACGGCGAUAAUUCCACAGCCGUUAUUCAUCCUUGGCCAAUAAGGGUACCCUGCCCAGAUAAAUAGAGAUGGAGCAGUGCAUCCAUUCUUAGUUGACCGCGCACCUGCCUGCACAUGCAUGGCUCCAGUAUGUUGAGAGGCAUGUGGGCAGUAACGACGGUUGCACUUCUGUUAUCACUGCAACUGCAACACGGCGAGUCGGUCCUUAGAGACUUAAGUGUGCUCGAAGCGACGCUCUCUCAGCACAGAGAUCUCAUCAGGAACCCCGAGGGCCUGCCUUACGAUGUGCCCACCAGCAAGUUGUGGGAGGAAUACGAUUUCGUGGUGAUCGGCGCCGGCACUUCAGGCAGCGUCGUCACCAACCGACUGACCGAGGUGCCGAAAUGGAAGGUUUUGCUUUUAGAGGCGGGCAGGGAAGAAAUUAAGUUCACCGACAUCCCGGUUUUCGCGGCACACUUCCAGCUGACCGACUACAACUGGGGCUACAGGACACAGCGGCAGAAGGACGCCUGUUUGGCAUUUAAAGAUGAACGGUGCGCCUGGCCCAGGGGCAAGGGCAUGGGGGGAACCAGCAUCAUUAAUUAUAUGAUUUACACGAGGGGCCAUCCCAGGGACUACGACGGCUGGGAGGAAAUGGGCAACCCUGGCUGGGGCUGGAAGGACGUGUACAAGUACUUCCUCAAGUCGGAAAAUGCGCACGACGACUUGGCAAAAUCGGAAUUUCACUCCACCGGCGGAUAUUUGGAUGUUUCGCACCUUCCAUACAGCACUAAGUUGAUUGACUCGUUCAUGGAAGGCGGCAUGGAGUCCGGUUUUCAGCCAGUCGAUUACAACUCGGGCGAGCUGCUCGGCUUCUCAAGGCUGCAGGUGACGCAGCGCAACGGUGCCCGGUGCAGCGGCAGCAAAGCUUUCAUCCGACCUGUGAGGAACAGAGCCAACCUGCACGUGGCCAAGGAGGCGCAGGCGACCAAAAUCCUGAUCGACCCCGAGACAAAGCGGGCUUGCGGCGUUGAAUUUCAGCGACGCAACGGCCGCUAUGUCGUAAAAGCGCGCAAGGAGGUGAUUUUGUCUGCCGGCGCGAUAGAUUCUCCCAAACUUCUCAUGCUAUCGGGCAUCGGUCCACGGGACCAUCUUGAGUCUUUUAACAUAACGGUUUUAAAGGACUCACCGGGGGUGGGAAAUAAUUUGCAAGAGCACGUCUCAAUGAGUGGUUUGACAUUUUUGGUCAACGACACGGUUGCCUUGAUCGAGGAUCGACUGGCACGCUUGGAACCUCUUUUGCAAUAUGUAAAUGAGGGUAGCGGUCCGUUGACCUUGGCGGGAGGCGUCGAGGGACUGGGGUACCUCCGCACGAAAGUGGCCCAGACGCCCUCAGACUAUCCCGACGUGGAACUGAUUUUUGCGUCAGGGUCGUUGAAUUCGGACGAUGGGAGGGUUGUCCGCAAAGGGCUGGGUAUGAGAGACGACGUUUACGACGCCGUCUUCAAGCCCAUCAACAGCAAAGACGCGUGGACCGUGUGGCCCAUGAUCCUGAAGCCCAACAGCAGGGGCUGGGUGCGGCUAAAGAGCAAAAAUCCGAUGGCCUGGCCAAUUAUGUACGGCAACUACUUUGACGAUCCUAACGACCUGGAGUCGGUCGUGGAAGGAAUCAAAUUUUCGAUCGAAUUAAGCAAGACGCGGGCCUUCCAAAAGUACAACAGCACCCUCCACGACAUUCCCUUACCGGGUUGCGCGCACCUCGAGUUCAACACUGACGACUACUGGCGGUGCGCCGUGCGGCAAAUGACGACAACACUUCACCACCAGUGCGGUACGGCCAAAAUGGGACCUGCGAGCGACCCUGACGCGGUGGUCGACCACGAGCUGCGGGUGCACGGAAUCAAGGGCUUGAGAGUAGUGGACGCAUCGGUCAUUCCAAGAAUUCCAGCUGCCCACACCAACGCAGUGUGUUUCAUGAUAGGGGAGAAAGCGUCUGACAUAAUCAAAAGCCAGUAUGGGAAGUGAAAUGGAUUAUUUCAAUUUAACUGAGAAUCCAUACUAUGCCGAUCAACUUAAUGAAAUGUGAUAUACUCGUCCGUGGGGUCCAUGUAUAAAAAUAACUGGACUGUAUGCAACCUGCGCGACACCCGUGUGUAUAUUGUAUGCUUUACAGGGGCCGAUGUAUGUUGUGAAUGAAUAAAUUAUUACAGAAUAUUU